Messenger RNA from Penicillium taxi, 2601 nucleotides. RefSeq names its product protein kinase c (gene pkcA). The transcript has 5 exons. Bases 1 to 2601 code for a protein of 866 amino acids. Gene Ontology annotation, biological process: fungal-type cell wall biogenesis; protein phosphorylation; signal transduction. NCBI's taxonomy places the organism in Eukaryota, Fungi, Ascomycota, Eurotiomycetes, Eurotiales, Aspergillaceae. Gene Ontology annotation, molecular function: diacylglycerol-dependent serine/threonine kinase activity; ATP binding. The record is from RefSeq and is a predicted model, not a curated record.
AUGGACGGCGACGAGCUUAUUGCUUCGGUCUAUCACAAGAUCGAGCGGGAGAAGGCCCUCAUCGCCGCCGCAUCUAACAUGCGGCAGUCGACAGACAACCCCCUCGUUCAGCAACGUGUCGACGCCAACAUUCGUGAUGGCCGCAAAAAUAUCGCUUAUCUUGAAGAGAAAAUGCAAGAGCUGCAACUUCGUCGUAUGGGACAGGAUGGUGGCGGUUCUCCCAGUGACCGUCGCGCGCAGGGUUCGGGACCCCCGCCACCACCAAAGGACCACGAAGGGGAUGCAGGAUAUCCUCAAGGAGGAAGCGGGUCGAUGCCAUCGGGCGCUCCAUAUGCUGACCCUCGUCCUUACGCUCCGAUUCCCAAACCGCGUCCCAAUUACACAAAACUCGGAUAUGUCUCAGAUCUUAUCAAGUAUGACACCCAUUAUCUCGGUCCGAAGAUCCAGCUCAUGCUUUCCCAGCUCGAAUUCAAGCUGAGCGUGGAAAAACAAUACAAAGCGGGUAUUGAGAAGAUGGUUCGCCUGUAUCAAGACGAGGGCGACCGAAAGAGUCGUGCGGAUGCCGAAGGCCGUCGCGUGGAGAGCAAUCAGAAGAUUCAGCUAUUAAAACAAGCUUUGAAGCGAUAUGAGGAUCUUCAUGUUGAUAUCGAGUCCGCCGAUGCUGCAGAUGAUGAGAGCCUGAGCAGCCCCAAUAUGCGCAAGCCGUUGACCGGUCUUUUAACCAUGCGAAUCCAUGCUGUUGAGGAUGUGGAUCAUGCCAACAGCUCACGAUUCUCUCGUGGCCCCGAGACUUUUAUCAUUGUGAAGGUGGAGGACGCAAUCAAAGCACGGACAAAGGCCAGUCGAAAUGACAAGUGGCUGGACGAAGCGUUCUCCAUUGAUAUUGAUAAAGCGAACGAGAUCGAAUUGACAGUUUACGAUAAAGCGGGAGAACGUCCUACACCUAUUGGUAUGCUCUGGGUGCGCAUUUCUGAUAUUGCAGAGGAGAUGCGUCGCAAGAAGAUUGAGACUGAACUCAAUGCAUCCGGAUGGGUAUCUGCAGACAAAAUGAACAAUUCAGGAGCUCCGCGUCCUGAUAAUCACCCUGGCUCCCAGCCGGGCUCUUCUGGUGGGUUUGGAGACUCGUCUGCGCCCAUGGGGCAGCAGGGUGAUAUGGGAAAUGCGCCACCAGCGGUCAUGAUCGAUUCAUGGUUUGCAUUGGAACCGUUUGGUCGUAUUCACCUCUCCAUGAGCUUUGCCAAACAACUCAAGGACCGCCGUCCCUUCGACAUCGGUCUCAACCGCCAGGGUGCCGUGCGUCAAAAGAAGGAGGAGGUCCACGAGAAGCAAGGUCACAAGUUCGUUACCCAGCAAUUCUACAAUAUCAUGCGCUGUGCGCUGUGUGGAGAGUUCCUCAAGUAUGCUGCGGGUAUGCAAUGUUCUGAUUGCAAGUACACUUGCCAUCGCAAAUGUUAUCCCAAGGUUGUCACCAAGUGUAUCAGCAAGGCAAACUACGAAACCGACCCCGAUGAGGAGAAGAUCAACCAUCGCAUUCCCCAUCGUUUCGACACCUUCUCCAACCUUUCUGCGAACUGGUGCUGCCACUGCGGAUAUCUCCUUCCAUUUGGGCGCAAAAGUGCAAAGAGAUGUACAGAAUGCGCCCUUACUUGUCAUGCACAAUGUACUCAUCUUGUUCCCGACUUCUGUGGCAUGUCGAUGGAGGCUGCAAAUCAAAUUCUGGAAACUUUGAUUCGCGCAAAGAAUCACAACAAAUCAACAUCUGUCAGUUCCGGCGUCCUCAAACCUACCCUCCGAUCAGGCGGUCCACCCCAGCCCUCUCAAGACAACGCCGCCCUUUCAUAUCCCCAGAAACCCAACGACCGGCCGUAUGGAGAACUUCCGAGACUACCAUCUUCAGAUGCGGUAGGUGCUGCGACUAACACCUAUGCCACCCCACAGUCACCGGGGGCUUCAUAUGCUGCCCAGCAGCGCCAACCUCCACCAAAAUCGCCUACAGCAAGCGAUGCACAACGCGCAGCAGCCGCAGCAGCUGCGGCUGCAGCUGGCGGUAAGGCGCCUCCUCGCCAACAGCAGACUCCAAGUAUGUCUCCAUUACCCGUCCAUCUUACCAGAUUUGAAGAAACUAAUGCCUUCGUUCUAGCGGAUAUGCGUUCGCCUGUGUCACCGCAACAACCACCACCUCCUCAGCAUGCUCCCUACGAUCCUGGGGCCUAUGCCAAGGUGAACCCACAAAUGCCAGCUCAGCCUCUGUCACCAAUGGCACAACCUGGAGCUCCACCUUCGUCCUAUGGAAUGCCGCCACCCCAGCAGCAACAGCAGCAGUGCUCUCGCAAGCCAUGCAAGAAGAGUUCCGCGGCUUCUCCUACACGGCCGACUUUGCUUGAUCUGGUAUGGCUGUUUGUCCUGGUGAUCAUCCCCCUCAUUUCGGCACCCGUCAACAUCUCGUCUUGGAUAUCAGUCUGGUAUUCUCGACCUGAUGCCGUCAAGCCUAAAUUUUCCUUUUGCGGCUCCGGCAUGCUUGAUUUCCUCGGUCUUCAAAAUGUGCUGCAUAUUGCAGUUAAGCUUAGUCGUAUAAACGUCGGCAACAAGCCGAUUCACUAA